AUGGAGGAGCUGCAUGAGGCUCACCCUGGGGCAUUGCGAAUGAAAGCUGUAGCGCGUGCCUACAUGUGGUGGCCUGGGCUGGAUGUGGCCCUAGAAGAUUUAGUGAAGUCCUGCACAGCUUGCCAGCAAAUCAGGAACGCCCCUCCAGUGGCGCCCAUGUGUCCAUGGGAGUGGCCUGGCAAGCCUUGGACACGCCUACACAUUGAUUAUGCUGGCCCCUUUUUAGGUGAAAUGUUCCUGGUGCUGGUCGACUCUCACUCCAAGUGGUUGGAAGUGUUUCCAGUGAAAUCCGCCACUUCAACAGCUACCGUGGACCAUCUGCGUGAUGUGUUCAGUACACAUGGCCUCCCACACACUGUUGUGUCAGAUAAUGCCUCUGUCUUCACCAGCUCUGAAUUUGAGGAGUUUCUAAAGGUGAAUGGUGUUCGCCACCUGACCUUUGCCCCCUAUCACCCAUCCUCCAAUGGGCUGGUGGAGAGGGCAGUGCAGACACUAAAGAAAUCAUUGAAGAAGAUGGCAAGGGGGACACUAAGGGCAAGGCUUGCAAGAUUCCUGGCGACAUACCGGUUCACUCCGCAUGCCACCACCGGGCUGUCUCCAGAAGAGAUGCUGUUCGGUUGGCGUGUGUGCACCAGAUGGGAUCUGCUGCGACCGGAUGUACAAGCGAAGGUUCUCCGUGGUCAAGAGAUGAUGGUAGCCAACUCUAAAAGGAACGCAGUCAUUUGA
Molecule: messenger RNA, 726 nt
Organism: Neoarius graeffei (lesser salmon catfish)
Lineage: Eukaryota; Metazoa; Chordata; Actinopteri; Siluriformes; Ariidae
Exons: 1
Coding region: 1-726 (241 amino acids)
Biological process (GO): DNA integration
Molecular function (GO): nucleic acid binding
Source: RefSeq, a predicted model, not a curated record